Linum tenue is the source of this 931-nucleotide messenger RNA. NCBI's taxonomy places the organism in Eukaryota, Viridiplantae, Streptophyta, Magnoliopsida, Malpighiales, Linaceae. The record is from the annotation of a GenBank genome assembly.
CAGCUCCCACGGAAGAUUCUAGCUUGCAAACGUUUAACAAACAGAAACUCUUUCAAGUUUCAUCUCUAAAAAGAAGCUCCACCGCUCACGUCCCACCUGUCCAACACAGUGACAAAAAGAAAGAUAUUUUUCUUUUGGAUUAGUACCAUAAUUUUGGCCAGCCUUGAAUCCGCGAAAGAAGAGAUGGGUAUUCUCGAUCACUUCUCCGAGCUCUGCGAUUCUGGCCCCUCCCAUGACAGCAAGAAGCUCAAGCGCAAGCAGCUACAGCAGACGGUGGAGAUCAGGGUGAAGAUCGAUUGCGAAGGUUGCGAGAGGAAAGUGAGGAGAUCAGUGGAAGGGAUGAAAGGGGUGACCCAAGUGGAAGUCAAUCCCAAGCAGCACAAACUGACGGUAAUCGGGUUUGUGGAUCCGAACAAAGUCUUGAACCGCGUCCGCCACCGGACGGGCAAGAAGGCGGAUCUGUGGCCCUACGUCCCCUACGACGUCGUCGACCACCCGUACGCGCCUGGCUCCUACGACAAGAAGGCGCCGCCGGGUUAUGUCCGGAACGUGAUGUACGACCCCCACGCGUCGGCGCUGGCCCGGGCCACCUCCUUCGAGGUCAAGACCACCACCGCCUUCAGCGACGAGAAUCCCAACGCCUGCUCGGUCAUGUGAGGCCAAGGAUUGUUGGGUGCUGCUGUUUUGUUUUGUGUGAUUGGACAAGUCUGUCUGUGUGGUGGUGAUAUGCAAGAGUAGUUGUGACUGAAUGGAGGGUUUUGCUUUUGGUCUCUCUUCUUUUCCUGUGUUUCAUUUUCCCGUUUUGGUUUUGGCUCCCGCUUGGUUAUUUGGUUCUUACUUUUAUGCUGGUUUGUUUUUGUAUUGUAAUUCGCUGUACAGAGAAACCUAAUUUUAGUUGAAUUUGUGCAUUCGUUGUGAUUGGGGUGUUGAA